Molecule: messenger RNA, 1023 nt
Organism: Aspergillus terreus NIH2624
Lineage: Eukaryota; Fungi; Ascomycota; Eurotiomycetes; Eurotiales; Aspergillaceae
Product: C2H2-type zinc finger protein
Exons: 3
Coding region: 1-1023 (340 amino acids)
Biological process (GO): regulation of transcription by RNA polymerase II
Cellular component (GO): nucleus
Molecular function (GO): RNA polymerase II cis-regulatory region sequence-specific DNA binding; DNA-binding transcription factor activity, RNA polymerase II-specific
Source: RefSeq, a predicted model, not a curated record
AUGCCGCAUCACAACACCCCUCAGUUCACCGACCCGUGGUCGGCCGCACACACGACCUCCCACUCGACUCCCCCGGUGUACGCGACUUCAAUGGGUGCCAGCCAGAUCGGUCUCAGCCAUCCGAAGCAGGAGGAGGUGAACCGACCCGCGCCCAUGUCCAUGCCCUACUCAAGCAUUCCCGUGUCGGCGCCCUCCAUGGUCACGGGCAGCAGCAACUACUCGGCCACUGCGGCGACGAGCUAUCCCGCCCCAGAAGUCAUGGAGAUGCCCCAUGGCAUCCCCCGUUCGUCUUUCGAACAGGGUCCCGCUUACACGACGGCUUCGUCUAUGAGCACCUUCGCACCCGCGAGCUAUGCGCCCUUGAGCUACACCCCAUCUCUUCACCACCAGGACAGCCGCCGAAUCUCCCAUGCUGACGCUCGCGUGGGUCAGUCGCAAGCACCCCCCGCCCCGACGUUCGGGGAUGCCCUUGACGCGAGCCGGGGAAUGGUCGCGCUCAGCCAGGAUUUGACUCCGCGCAACAUUUACCCCCCUCGCAACACGCGGGGCUCAGCCGACUCCUAUGGGUUCCCUUCCACACAGUCCUCGGGAUCCUCGAUUUCCUCGGCUGCUGGAAACUACCCCUACUACAGCGCCUCGGUUGCAUCUGUGGAAUCGUCCGUGACUGACUACAGCUCCACGACUUCCGAAUCAUAUGAGAAUGGACACCUGUCGCGAACUCUCCCGCGGCCCUCUAACCUCCUGACGGGCAGUGCUCCGCCGGGCCCCCAGUCCAUGAUGAGCCAAUUCAGCUCGAAGAUGCCCUCCAACACUCAGAAGAAGCACAAGUGCAAGGUGUGCGACAAGCGCUUUACGCGGCCCUCAUCUCUGCAAACCCACAUGUACAGUCACACUGGCGAAAAGCCAUUUGCAUGUGAUGUCGAGGGCUGCGGUCGUCACUUCUCCGUCGUCUCGAACUUGCGGCGCCACAAGAAGGUCCACAAGGGCGAGAAAGAGGGCGCGUCUGGUGAAGACGAGGAGUAA